This is a messenger RNA of Platichthys flesus (European flounder), 3481 nucleotides long. It is a transcript of the gene rassf2b, whose product is annotated as Ras association domain family member 2b. The transcript is spliced from 11 exons. Gene Ontology annotation, cellular component: nucleus; cytoplasm. The record is from RefSeq and is a predicted model, not a curated record. The coding region runs from base 313 to 1296 and encodes 327 amino acids. Lineage: Eukaryota; Metazoa; Chordata; Actinopteri; Pleuronectiformes; Pleuronectidae. Gene Ontology annotation, biological process: signal transduction; positive regulation of protein kinase activity; regulation of non-canonical NF-kappaB signal transduction.
UCGCGCUCUCCUCCCGGAUUCUUCUCAGCUCGCGAGGGGACGAACACGCGCCCGGCCGAUUGUUUCCAGCGGAGAGGAACGGUGAAGAGGAGUUAAUGUGACCGGAGAACUUGAUGCGAAGGACCGGGUAGGAAGAGGAGAGACACCGAGGAGGAGAACCGCAGAGCCCGCGUCCCUGGGUUGGGUGAAGCCCCGCAGAGGAGCCCCGAAAGUCGGCAGGAAUCCGUGCGGAGCGUCGCUGUAGCUCACUCCAUCUCUCUGGUGACUCAACGUACCUCCGUCCUCACCACGCUCCUCUCAUGCUCGCUGAAAAUGAAUGACGCACAGGACGGGGUUCAGAUUGGAGAGAACAAGUUCAUCAGCAAGGCAACCGUCCUCUCCCAUCUGAAGACGUACAAUCUCUACUAUGAUGGACAAAAUCUACAGCUCCGACACAGAGAAGAAGAGGAGGAGCUGAUUGUCGAGGGCCUGCUGAAUAUCUUUUGGGGCCUGCGUCGACCAAUCAGGCUUCAGAUGCAGGAUGACCACGAGCGGAUCCGACCGCCCCCCUCCUCCACAUCCUGGCAUUCUGGGUGUAAUCUGGACAGUCAAGGUUCCCCCAGCAGCACAGAUGGUGAACAUUUGUUAGAGCAGGACCCGCCCACAUUGGAGGUGACGCCACCCGACAACGAACCGGAGGACAAUGGGGAGAUGGAACAGGAGGCAGACGAGGAGAACGAGAGCUCCGCCCAGCUCCUUCGAACAAAGAGCGAUGCCGGAGUCCUGAGACGAGGCCAGCGACGCUCACCGAGCGACCAGAGGAAAAUACGACGCCAUCGCUUCUCCAUCAACGGACACUUCUACAACCACAAGACAGCAGUGUUUACUCCUGCUUUUGGCUCAGUGACUAAUGUUCGCAUCAACAGCUGCAUGAGGACGCCUCAGGUGCUGCGAGUCCUCCUCAACAAGUUUAAAAUUGAAAACAGCCCCGAUGACUUCGCGCUCUACCUUGUCCACACCAGUGGAGAGCGCAUGAAGCUGAAGCGCAGUGACUAUCCUCUGGUGCUGAGGGUGAUGCAGGGUCCAUGCGAGCAGGUCUGCAAAGUCUUCCUCAUGGAAGCAGACCUGGGGGAAGAAGUCACGUAUGAUGUGGCGCAGUAUAUAAAGUUUGAGAUGCCUGUCCUGAAGAGUUUCAUCACCAAGCUGAAGGAGGAGGAGGAUCGGGAGGUGCAGAAACUCAGGAGAAGAUAUAACUACCUGCGUUGUGUACUAGAGAAGCAGCUCCGUUGUCCUCCAGAGGGGGCGACGUGCAUGUGAUCGGCUCGCGGUGACGACUCCCCCCCCCCCCCCCCCCCGCACAUCAAACCAUCACAAACAUUUCCCAGAGUUCAGUAUCCUCCGCUCAGCUGUGACCACGAAUCACGUGACAAGAAAUCAAUGUUCGACCCUGAGCGAUGGAUCCGCUCCUCAGAGUUCCAGCCUCUGCGUGGAGUCAUUCAGCUCGCUGACAACACUCCGACAUGCCGUGUUGUGCGCAUGUUAACUGUGACCAACUCAGCAACAGUCCUGAGAGUCAUGAGGACUCACGCAGCCUCGUAGAGUCUCUUGAUUCCGAUCCGACCAGUUUUAUUUCUCCGCUUUUCUUCCUCUCGGCCGUCACACUCCUCUUCCUCUGAGUAAAGUUAGUGUCUUCGCAGUAAAAGUACUUUGCAGGAUCGGCCUAAAAUGUGACCACAGUCUGAAAGCUGAUCCCCCCCGAAAUCAAUUCUAAGCACAAACCUCCCAUUAUGCAGUCUUAGCAAAGUGCCUGUUUUAAAGGUUUCUCCGAGCACAAAGACACAGUUUGAUAAAGAUAGGAUCAAGUUGGUGUGAUGUGCGAGACGGAAGGGAAUCACUGGGGGUUCGAUCGAGGCCACGCUGCAGCCAGAACAUUCAGAUUCAGUCGAUGUGAAACUGACGUGACCACGAGCACAAGUUCAUGUCCUCAAAGCAGCGUCCAGUCCCGAGUCGUACCCGGUGCCCUUAUGCUCCUUGCUGUUUGAGAACGUGUUCAAUAUUGUGAUUGAAGGGAUUUCUAGACCCUUUCCAUUUCACCUGCAGCUGAUAGUUUUACUGCAGGGACGAUUAAAAGACCAUGUGAGCCAAUAUGUUGUAAACAUUGGUCUGAUGGUUACACCAGUACAAUUGCUAUGUGUAGGCAGGAGUGUUUACGGUGUUUGAUUGUUAAAGGAAUCGUUCGGCUUUCUGGGAAAAACAGGCAUUCGUUUUUCUUGUUUACACAUAUCUGAGAAUACUGGUACUUACUUCAGUUGAUAAAAUGAAAAGAAGAUGAAGAUGUGAUCUGCACCAAACAAGCAUGUUCCCUCCCCUCUGUAGAUUAUGGUUUAUAGCUCCGACAUCUCCGAUUUGUAUCAUUUUAAGUUGAAACAUACAGUUUUUUUUGUUUUUUUUAAUUUAUUACUCAAAGAAAAUAAUUCAAGCUUCAGCCGUCAUUUGAGAGAUGAGAAACAAGGGGAGACACGUCCAAAGGGAAAGAAAGCCACCUGCCAGCACCUCUGUACAAAAACCAAAGUGUAUAAAAGGAUGUUACCGGCUUUAACAUGGAGAAGCAUCUUUUUUUACACCUUGAUUCUUGUGUUGAUUAAACAAGCACAAUAUCAUGUCAAGAUCAGAGAACUAUUAAAAGUGCUGGUUGGUGGAUUAGUUUACCUUUUUUUCAAACUAAGCUAUCAAAGUUAACUCCUGGAUAUGUAGCUUCACAUGUUCUAUACAGACACAAGAGUGCUACCAGUCAUUUAAUCAAACUCACUCCAAGAAAUCAAAUGUGCACAUUUUCCAAAAAGUCAAACUGAUUCUUUAAAGAAGAAAUAAUCUUGUAAUAAUUCUAUAACUCUUUUGAGCCUCUGUGUUUUCUGGCUGGUCGGGUUUUUCCUCCCCAAACUUUACUGCCUUAAAUUAAUAAAUGUUAUUUCCAGCACAGUAAAAUAAAAUUCUUAAACAGUGAAUCCUCAGAGGUGUUGAAACAGGAGCCUGGUUGUGAAAAGAACAUGUUAAUAAUAUUCACAGGUGGUUUCAUCAAUCUGCUUCAUGAGAACGACACAAAAAGCACAAAGAAAGGGUGAAAUCACACAAGACUGUGAAUUAUAGUGACGAUCUUAAAAUGGAGAAUGUUUUUAAAUGUACGAGUGACUGAGCUUUGCAUGAGACUGCUUUUCUCUGUGCGUUGGUUGAGUGUUUCCAACAUCAAAUCCCUUCUUAAGGCAAACAGUGGACCAUGUCAUCAUGCGUGUGUGUGUGUGUGCGCCCGCUUCUGAGAGUGUGCAUGUUAUAUUUUUAGUGACUCUCAAGACUUGCCUGCUUUUGUAUUGUGACUUUUACAAAUUAAUGAAGAAACGUCCGCCUUUCAAAUGUUCCGAGGUCAAGCCACUAUGUAGAAAAUGUAGUGUUUUUUUUGUACAAUUGUUAUUUAAUAAAAAAACUACAAAAAGUUAUCUUGAGAAAA